AGCUUUAGUUUUAUCUCACACAGUUGCCCAGCUUCGAUGGCUAGAAUACCAUUGUGUGAAUGCCCCUAUCAGCUUCAGUUUAAAAAUGUGUAAAAUGUGUCACGUGGGUGUCAGGCAUCUCAUACUUUGCUUCUAAACAAACUAAGAAGGCAUGGCCAACAUUAAUUGAAGGUUUCAGUUUGCGACAAUGAAGUCUCUCUCUUAAAAAACUGAGGAGAUGCUAGAUGUCUGACACUGAGGGAGGGAAUGCAAAAACAUGAGUGACCUGAAAAGAUGUUGUCUUGGAACUUCUUUUAUUCCCCAGCUUUGGAUACGCUGCAUUGCAAAUGAAUAAUAUCUGGCUGGGGACAUCUGUGAGAAGGAUUAUGCCCCUUUUACUUACCGCACUUUUCUUGUUGGUGAGCUGCAGGAAUGAUUUGCCAAGUUCUGCUUCAUUACAGGAAUGGAGUUGUUUAGAAGGCUAUCGGGUGGCAAGUGAUAACACUUCCUGCAUUGAUAUUGAUGAAUGUGCUGAAGGUAGGCUUGGUGUUUGUGGACAAAUCUGCACUAAUGUACCAGGCUCUUAUAUCUGCUCCUGCCAUCCUGGAUACACAUUGGACAGCAAUAAAUGGUCUUGUUAUGCUGAUGAUCCAUCACCCUACAUAAUUUUCUCUCAAGGAAAAGCUAUAUAUAGAAUUGACACUGAAGGCACCAAUUAUAAACAACUAGUGGCUGAUGUGGGAAUGUCAUUGCUCCUGGACUUUCACUACAAACAAGACAAAUUAUAUUGGGUUGAUACUGAAAAAGGAUAUAUACAGACAAUGCACACAAUUGGAACAGAAAUAGAGAUAAUCCAUAAUGUAGGACAAGGUGUUUCAGGGUUUGCUGUGAACUGGGUGCAUAGUACCAUCAUAUGGACUAAAACACAGAGAGGAACCAUUGAGACAGCUGACCUUGAUGGACGGAACAAGGAAGUCCUCAUGCAAAAUUUGAUUUACCCCACAGUCAUCACCAUUGAUCCUACUGAAAGGUUCAUAUUUUGGGCAUCUAAUGGCAGCAUCUCAAGAAUUUUUCGGGCAUCCCUUCAAGGAGCCAAUCUGACGACCAUUUUAAGAUCCUCUCAGAAAGUGAAAUCAUUAUCAUUGGAUUUGAUUGAUAAAAGAAUAUUCUGGAUUCAACACAACAUUGAAGAUAUUUCUAGCAUUGGAUCAUGUGACUACAGUGGUGGCUUUUUUCAACUCAUGAAACAGUCGACACAGCAUCAGUCACUUGGAAUGUCUCUGUUUGCUGAACAUAUUUAUUAUACAGACCAGAAGAUGUGUGCAAUUAAGAGAGCCAAUAAGUACACUGGGAAAGAUUUGGUAACUAUCAGCCCACAAAUUUGUCUUCUGCCACCCAUUGAGAUCAAAGUAGUGCAUCCAUUUAUGCAGCCCAAUGUGGAAACAGUAUUUGAGAACACUGAGCAGAAGAUGUGUCUAUCUCUUAGAGAAAAAUGUGCCAGAGAUUGCAGCACACUAGUAAAAGUUGACGGCUGCGACUGUGAAGAUGGCUUUGUUCUUAGCAAAGACAGCAGGUACUGUGAAGAUAUAAAUGAAUGUGCUUUUUGGAAUCAUGGCUGCACACUUGGCUGUGUAAACAUUCCAGGGUCUUAUUUUUGCUACUGUCCUAAAGGCUUUGUUUUGCUUCCCGAUAUGAAGACCUGUCAUGAAUUAGUUCCAUGUCUGGAAAAUGGCACCGACUGUAGUUAUGGCUGCACUGAAACAGCCAAGGGACCUAAGUGCUUUUGUCCAGAUGGAUCAGUUCUACACAGUGAAGGCAAAACCUGUACAGGAUGCACAUCAGCAGACAAUGGUGGAUGCAGUCAGGUGUGUGAACCAUUAACUCCACAGUCCUGGAAGUGUGACUGCCUCCCUGGGUACAGACUUCAGCCUGAUGGGAAGCACUGCAGUGCCUCAGGACCACGACCUUUCCUCUUGUUUGCAAACAUUCAGGACAUCCGACGCAUCAAUUUUGAUGGAACAGAUUAUCAGAGUAUCCUUGAUAAACAGAUGGGAAGAGUGUUAGCACUCGACUAUGACCCUGUUGAGAAUAAGGUGUACUUUGCACACACGGGUCUGAAGUGGAUAGAAAGGGCAAACCUAGAUGGCUCAGAGCGUGAGAGAAUAAUUGAAGAAGAUAUAGACCUAUCUGAAGGAUUGGCUAUGGACUGGAUCAGUCGUAAACUGUACUGGACAGAUACAGGGCAGUCACGCAUUGAGAGAAGUGACCUUAGUGGUGGAAACAGAGAAGUAAUCAUAAAGGACAGCAUCAGUAAGCCAAGAGGAAUUGCAGUCCAUCCAGUGGCAAGGAGAUUAUUUUGGACUGACUGUGGUGAAAAGCCAAAUAUUGGGAGUUCAUCACUGGAAGGCCUUGAAAAAGUGGUAAUUGUUAGUACUAACCUACAGUGGCCCAGUGGGAUAACGAUUGAUUACUUGGCAGACAGACUGUAUUGGUGUGACACCCUACUGUCAGUCAUUGAAACUUCAGCGCUGGAUGGUACCAGCCGAAGAGUGCUUACACAGAAUGAAGUAGGUCGUCCCUUUGAUGUAGCAGUGUUUGAAGAUCAUGUUUGGUUCACUGACUGGAGCAAACCGUCACUCAUGAGGAUUGAUAAAUGGAAUGGACAGAACAGAGUGCGCCUCAGAGGCAAUAUGACAAGGCCAGCUUCUGUUGCCAUCGUUCAUCCAUUAGCCAAGCCAGGUGCUGAUCCCUGUAUUUAUCAAAAUGGUGGUUGUGGUCAGAUCUGUGAAAACAGAAUUGGAAUUUCCCACUGCUUAUGUCAUGAUGGCUUUGUAAUGGACAGUGAUAGUAAAACAUGCCAUGCGUUGGAAAGGCCAGAAACAACAACAGUACUUGCUACAAGCAAUGCAGGCCCAUAUGUGAAUGAAGAAAUGUUCCAGAACAUUCUGACAACUUCUCCAAGUACAGGCAGCAGCACUACAAAUGCAGAGCAGCAGCAGCAGCAGCCUAUCAGGAGCACACUUAUUGCAGAAAUCAUGGUAUCAGACCAGGAUAACUGCACAGCUCUUCAGUGUGAUAUCAAUGCACAAUGUGUUCCAAAAGCAGAUGGUGCUGCAUGCCAGUGUUUGGAAGGUUUCAUGGAGGAUGACAAGUCAUGCUCGGAUAUCGAUGAAUGCACCACUCAUGUUGACCUUUGUGACAGAAAAAUGGCUGACUGUAUCAACACAGAAGGCAGUUAUGUCUGCAAGUGCUUGAAGGGAUACACUGGUGAUGGGCUUCAUUGUUACGAGUCCCCUGUACCAACCAACAGCACUAACAGAAGUACAAGCUACCCUACACGUCACACUUAUAUUGGAAGCUGUCCACCAUCUCAUGAAUCGUUUUGUCUCCAUGAAGGAGUCUGUUUUCAGAUAGCAGAGCUAGAGACCUAUGCAUGCAGGUGUGUUAAUGGCUACAUGGGUGAUAGGUGUCAGUAUCAUGACCUGAAGUGGUGGGAACUACAACGUAUCGAGGAGGUGAAGAGACGUAACAUCAUAAUUGCAGUAAGCAUAACUGCUGUGAUGUUCCUGCUGACUCUGGGAGCAUGUGUAACUUAUUGCUACAGAAAUGGGAGUUCUUCUAAGCUAAAAACACAUAAAGAAGAUAAAAGAGACAGAAGAAGCUCUUGUGACAACCAUGAAAAAGCGAAGUCCACUACGGAACAUAUUCAGAAACUACAGCAACAAUAACACAUAGAAGGAGAUAUGCUUUAUGAAUGCAUCUAAUGAAGACUUGCAGUGGUUGCCAUAGCUUGUAUAUAUUAGUCUGUCUUUCUGCCUAGUGAUUAUCUACACCUGGCAACAAGGCAACUACAUCAGAUUAACAGCCUUGAAGACAACUGUGGUACACUACAGGAAAGGACACAUUAGUGUGGUUUAUUAAACUGUACAGAACAUAAGCUACUGUGAAUGGUUACUGCUGAGUAGAAAGGCAUUAAAAGAACAGGUUAAAAUCAAAAACAUACAAGAAACGUUUACUGAAAGCUUGUUUCUCAAAAGGCAAGAAAAAAACUGUUUUCCUUCUCCCCAUUUUAUAUACUAUACGUCUUACUGCACUAAUUCUGAAGACAGACUAAUAUAAAUACAGUUCAUCUGCUUUUUAAAAUGUGAUUAUAAAAUGUUCAGUUGUGGUGCAGCUCUUUUAUAGUAUAUAGUGUUAGGAGGAAUUUAGUUCUGAUGCAGAACUUUUACAUAUACUGUUAAAAGGAGGGAUUAUGCUUGAAGCACAAGGCUAACUUAAAAAUGUUAGCAUCAACCUUAAACAGAAUACAACAGUACAUCAUUAAAAUACAGUGGUGGUAAUGCAUUGUUGAAUGUGCUCAGCCCAGAAUAUUUGUGUGUGUGUGUGUGUGUGUGUGUGUGUGUGUGUGUGUGUGUGUGUGUGUGUGUGUGUGUCCAUGUAAAAGAUUAAAUACUGUCUCAAGAUUUGUCACAGACUUUAUUCAUGCCACACUGCAUUCUUUAUUAAUAUUAUUAAACUGUUCAGACACUGCUGUA
Protopterus annectens (West African lungfish) is the source of this 4514-nucleotide messenger RNA. It is a transcript of the gene EGF, whose product is annotated as epidermal growth factor. The transcript has 23 exons. The coding region runs from base 327 to 3707 and encodes 1126 amino acids. Gene Ontology annotation, molecular function: calcium ion binding. The record is from RefSeq and is a predicted model, not a curated record. NCBI's taxonomy places the organism in Eukaryota, Metazoa, Chordata, Ceratodontiformes, Protopteridae.